AUGUCGUUCGCCCCAGUCGAUCCCCCGAACCUCCGGCAAGACAAUAAGAAGAGAGUAGCAUACUUCUACGACUCAGAUGUCGGCAACUAUGCAUACGUCUCGGGCCAUCCCAUGAAACCUCACAGGAUACGACUCGCCCAUUCCCUGGUGAUGAAUUAUGGUCUCUACAAAAGAAUGGAGAUUUAUCGCGCAAAGCCAGCCUCCAAGUACGAGAUGACACAAUUUCACACCGAUGAAUACAUCGAUUUCCUGGCAAAAGUGACGCCUGACAACAUGGAUUCAUACCAAAAGGAACAACAGAAAUACAAUGUCGGAGACGACUGUCCGGUCUUUGAUGGUCUUUUCGAGUUUUGUGGCAUCAGUGCCGGUGGUAGUAUGGAAGGCGCGGCAAGACUGAACCGACAAAAAGCAGAUAUUGCAAUCAACUGGGCAGGUGGCCUACAUCACGCCAAGAAGAGUGAGGCCAGCGGUUUCUGCUAUGUCAACGACAUUGUCUUGGGGAUUAUCGAGCUGCUCAGAUUCCACCAAAGGGUCCUCUACGUGGACAUCGAUGUCCACCAUGGUGACGGUGUUGAAGAGGCUUUCUACACCACUGACCGAGUCAUGACUGUUUCUUUCCACAAGUACGGAGAAUACUUCCCGGGCACCGGUGAACUCAGGGAUGUCGGAGUUGGCUCGGGCAAGUAUUACGCCGUCAAUUUUCCUCUUCGAGACGGCAUCGAUGAUUCCUCUUACAAGGGCAUCUUUGAGCCUGUCAUUCGAGCCACCAUGGAAUAUUACCAGCCUUCAGCUGUUGUUUUGCAGUGCGGUGGCGACUCUCUCUCUGGCGAUCGACUGGGCUGCUUUAAUCUCAGCAUGAAGGGCCACGCAAACUGUGUUCGAUUUGUGAAAUCAUUCAACCUGCCGACGCUCAUCCUUGGUGGAGGUGGGUAUACCAUGCGUAAUGUUGCACGAACCUGGGCAUAUGAAACGGGUUGCUUGGUCGGCGAACACAUGCCGGCAAAUUUGCCAUACAACGACUACUACGAGUAUUAUGCUCCUGACUAUGAACUCGAUGUCCGACCGUCAAAUAUGGACAAUGCGAACUCCAGAGAAUAUCUCGAGAAGAUCCUGACGCAAGUCCUCGAAAACAUGAGGAGAACUGCCCACGCACCCUCGGUACAAAUGACCGACGUCCCUAGAGAUUCGCUCGGGAUGAAUGACGACGACGAAGCAGCUCUCGACGAUCUUGAUGAAGAUGAAAACCCAGACAAGCGAAUAACAGAGCGCAAAGCAGAGAAAUAUGUCCAGAAGAAUGGAGAGCUGUAUGAUAGCGAUGAUGAAGAAAUGGAUGACAUGAACGGUCGACCAUCUUCCCGCAAGAGGCGUGCCCUACAGAAUUACCGCCACAUUAUGGAUGUCGGAGGCAAUGAUUCAGGAAUGGAAACGAAUAGUGGAAUGGGCACACCUCAGCAAGGUUCCAGUCUACCAGAUGAUGCAGAUGAGAUGAAUGUGGAUGAACUUGAUGAUAAGGCCGCGCCGACUCCCAGCCCACCCGCCGAAGCUGUCAAUGGUUCUGCUGCAGUUUCAGGACCACGGUCGCCCGCUCAACCACCAGCCGAGGAUGGAGAUGAGGACGUCGAAAUGAGAGAAGCCGAUGCGAAUGAUGAGGCACCCGAAGCCACAACCGAUGCUCAACCGAUCGAAGAAGAAUCAACUAUCACAGUUCAACAACAGCGAACGCCCCCAGCCUCACCGCCUGAGUCGCACCCUCAACAAGAACAAGAACCUACACCGGCCACUACCACCACCGUUGCUGAUGAAGUCCCAACUGACAGCGCUAAUAUCGCUCCUGCUGCUCCAGAUCCAACUCCAGCCCCAGCCACUGAGGCGGCGACCGAGACCGAUGCGUCAACGACACCAGCCAUCACUGCAUCAGAGACAGUGACCAUUGAGCCCGAAGCAACUGAUACUAUGGCAGAGGAGGCAGAAAUCAAAAAGGAAAUAACUGGCGAUGAUGAGGUGGCCAAGGCCCAAGAAGGAGGGCGUAUGUGGAGAGAGGUAGCCAAUGCAGAUGGCGAGGCAAGGGCAGAAGCUGCUACCAAGGCUGAGGAGUAG
This is a messenger RNA of Rhinocladiella mackenziei CBS 650.93, 2097 nucleotides long. RefSeq lists its product as uncharacterized. The record is from RefSeq and is a predicted model, not a curated record. Gene Ontology annotation, molecular function: histone deacetylase activity. The coding region runs from base 1 to 2097 and encodes 698 amino acids. Lineage: Eukaryota; Fungi; Ascomycota; Eurotiomycetes; Chaetothyriales; Herpotrichiellaceae. The transcript has 2 exons.